Molecule: messenger RNA, 861 nt
Organism: Ctenocephalides felis (cat flea)
Lineage: Eukaryota; Metazoa; Arthropoda; Insecta; Siphonaptera; Pulicidae
Product: Fanconi anemia group A protein homolog
Exons: 6
Coding region: 106-861 (251 amino acids)
Biological process (GO): interstrand cross-link repair
Cellular component (GO): Fanconi anaemia nuclear complex
Source: RefSeq, a predicted model, not a curated record
CUCAAUACAGGACCUCAAAUAGGAAAUAUAAGUCCAAGUUUCCAAACAGCAUGGUUAAAAACUAGUUCAAUAAUUUGGCAAUCAAUAAGGAGACGAUUUUUAUCUAUGUUACUGAAUCAAAUUGAGGAAUUUAAUAUAAAUUAUUUAAAGGAACUAAGGGAAAGAAAUGUUUUGACAGAUAGAGUAAUUCAGGAAGUGUAUAUGGAUCAUUUACAUACGAUAGUAAAACACAAACCAUAUGUGAAAGUUCAAAUGGCUAUACAACACCAGAGUUCAUGGAUAAAAGCAAAUCUUGACAAAAAUAUAUUGAACAUGUUUACAGAGAUUAUACAAUAUAUAUCCAGUCCUUUGGAUGAGUUAGUUAUUAUCAUGAAGGAAGAGGAAAUAUCUUGGAAGUGGUGUCUUAUAGCUGCAUCAAUAUGUUUAGAUAUAGACCCUAAUUCACAGAAAUUAAAAAUUAUAAUAGAUAAUCUUAUACAUAGAGCUUUUGAUAAAAGCGAUGCUGAUUACUUAUUGAUUUCAUUUUUACUAGUGAGGCAAGCCUCAUACGAAAUCUAUGCGGAUUUGAUAGCUAUUCGACAUGGUAUGGUUUACUUUUCUUUUAUAUCAGUAUAUAUUUGGUUUUCAAUAAAGUUUGGAAUAGAUUCAAUUGGCCCACCAUCAAAAGAUCAUGCUUCAUUUAAAUUCCUUAUUGGUUUCUUGUCGAGCAUAAUACCUUACGAGAGUGAAGAGAUUUUAAAGAUGCAUUUGGAGAAAAGUUUUGCAGCACCUCCAGGAAGCAUGUCGUUAAUAAAAGAGUACAAGAGUUUAAUUCAAACAAGAUUAUCCGAUAUCAAUCAAGAAGCUUCACAACUUCAUUAA